Penicillium soppii is the source of this 1230-nucleotide messenger RNA. Its product is annotated as D-serine ammonia-lyase DSD1. Lineage: Eukaryota; Fungi; Ascomycota; Eurotiomycetes; Eurotiales; Aspergillaceae. Gene Ontology annotation, molecular function: D-serine ammonia-lyase activity. Gene Ontology annotation, biological process: D-serine catabolic process. The transcript is spliced from 3 exons. Bases 1 to 1230 code for a protein of 409 amino acids. The record is from RefSeq and is a predicted model, not a curated record.
AUGGAUCACUCACUGGAAAACCACGCUUCGUAUAUUGGCCGCCCGGCUAGCGAGCUGCCCACGCCGGCUCUGGUGCUGAGCAAGCCUGUUCUGGAACGCAAUACUCGGGCUCUUCUUGAGGAUGUGCAGAAGUUGGGAAUUGAGUUUCGGCCUCAUGUCAAGACAUUGAAGUGUACUGAAGUUACCCGUAUGAUGCUGGGUGACGGCGUCCACCGACGAAUCGUCGCGUCGACUCUAGCCGAGAUCCGGGGAAGUUUGGAUCUUGUGAAAGAGGGAAAGCUAGACGAGUGUCUCUACGGUCUCCCCGUCUCCGCCAGCGCCUUGCCAUUCUUAGAGACAUUAACCAAAUCACUGAGAAUCAUUCUUAUGGUCGACAGCGAGCAGCAGAUCGAUCUGCUAGAAUCCUACGCCUCAAAAUCAACCACCGCCGUAGCCCCCUGGCCCGUCUUCAUCAAAAUCGACGUCGGCUCCAAGCGAGCAGGAUUGCUCACCGAGUCCCCCUCUCUCCCCAAGUUAAUCCAUCGCAUUGAAGCAUCCUCCGCAGCCAGCGUCUACGGCUUCUACUGCCACGCCGGCCAUUCCUACGCAUGCCGCACAGAAGACGCCGCGGCGGCAGUCCUCCAAACCGAAGUCGAGGGCGUGGUGGCCGCAGCCAAAUUCCUAAUCACCGACUCCGACAGAAAGAUCGUAGUCUCUGUGGGCUCAACUCCCACUGCACACGUGGUGAAGAGACUUCAAGGCACCUUGCCAGUGGGUAUGGAGCUCGAGCUGCACGCGGGAAACUACCCGUCAAACGACUUGCAGCAAGUCGCGACAUCGCUGGUUGAGCCGUCACAGCAGGCCGUGCGUAUCUUGGCCGAUGUAUGCAGCGUGUACCCGGAGCGCAACGAGGCGCUGAUCAAUGCGGGCACUGUUGCGUUGUCUAAGGAGACGAGCGAGUUCCCUGGGUUUGCAAUUGUUGUUGAUCGACCGCAGUGGAGUGUUGUACGGAUGGCGCAGGAGCAUGGGAUUCUGGGGUGGGUGGAGUCUGAGCAAACGACGAGGCUUGUUGGGAUUGCUGGGUCGAAGGCUGCUGAGGGGGAGACGAUUGAGGGGGCUUUUAGGGUUGGCGAUAAGGUGAUGCUUUACAUUCAGCAUGCUUGUAUUACGGCUGCUAUGCAUUUUGCUUAUUAUGUUGUUGAUGAGCAGGAUGUUGUGCGAGAGACUUGGGUUCCUUGGAAGGGGUGGUGA